Messenger RNA from Episyrphus balteatus (marmalade hoverfly), 1817 nucleotides. RefSeq names its product endoplasmic reticulum lectin 1. The record is from RefSeq and is a predicted model, not a curated record. The transcript has 5 exons. Gene Ontology annotation, cellular component: endoplasmic reticulum lumen. The coding region runs from base 100 to 1740 and encodes 546 amino acids. Gene Ontology annotation, biological process: endoplasmic reticulum unfolded protein response; retrograde protein transport, ER to cytosol. Lineage: Eukaryota; Metazoa; Arthropoda; Insecta; Diptera; Syrphidae.
UUCAUCUAUGGUUUUGUCGUGGCCUGUCGUCCAAUCAUUUCUUUCCAAAUAAUAAAAUUUUUUUUAAAAUAAAUAACAAAUACAAACCUCUGCAAAAGGAUGAUUCUUCAAAACAUCCUAAUUGCAAUUUUUGCAAUCAUCAAUCUAAAAUCAAUUAAUGCCCACGAAGCUAAAGAUUUUGAUGAUUCGAUUCUCUACAAAAUCGAAUUCGAAGUACCACCGGAUCUGCAAAGUGAAGAUUUUAAUAUUAAACAUCACAUUCCAUCAUUUUAUACACACGACAAUGAAGAAUACAAAUGUGCCAUUCCAAUUGCUGAAGAAACUCGUGAGGAAAAAACUCUAGAAUACACCGGAUUGUCUCCUCUUCAACUGAUCCGUCCAAUGUUCUCAUCGAUAAGUUGUUCUUAUCGAAUUGAAGCUUAUUGGUCCUAUGAAAUUUGUCAUGGUUUCCACAUCAAGCAGUAUCAUGAGGAAAGGGAAGGAAAGAACGUUAAACUCCAAGAAUACUUCCUUGGUCGAUGGAGUGAUGAGAAACAAGACAAAUUAACAUUAAAACUUGCACAAGACCGCAAAGAUGGUAUUCAAUUUAAAACCACAAAAAUUGACAAUGUUAACUAUCCAUAUCUCGAACUUGAAAUGAGUAAUGGAACACUAUGUGAUCUCAAUAAUGAACCACGUACGACAAAGAUUCGUUACGUCUGCUAUCCCCAUGGCAAAAAUGCUAUUUACUCUUUCAAAGAGACGUCAAGUUGCAACUAUGAAGCAAUCAUCUUAACUUCUACACUCUGCAUGCAUCCUGCUUUUCUGCCUGAAGAAUCCAAAGAAAUCCCAAUUAGUUGCUAUUUAUCUCAAACCUUCUCCAGGAAGCCAUUGAGUUUGUUAAAGCAAUCUCUCGAAGAUUUGCAAAUGACUGAUCUAUCCAGCAAAAUUGACAUUGUUGCUAAUAAUCGACAGUUCUCGGUUGAUAGUAUAAAUGUGGCAGAUUUGCAGAAAGUUCUGGAGGAUAUGGCUCCGAUACCCUUCGAAUCUAUUGCUGGUUCACCACCUGCUCCUUGGGGUGAGGAUAAUGAUUUGACGCCAACAGUUAAAUUGGACGCAUCGAACUAUGUAACUGGUCGUGGAGAUUACAAGGCUCUUUAUGACUUUCUCUUUGGAAAUUGCUUGACUGGGGGCACAGGUUGGUGGAAAUAUGAGUUUUGUUUUGGUCGUUAUGUGAGGCAGUUCCAUAAGGAUAAAAAAUCCGAAACCGAAGUAAUAUUAGGUUACUUCAAAGAUGAUUUGCAUCGAGAUUGGUUGAAAUCUCAUCCGGCGAAGCGAAUGCGUCGUAAUCCCAAUGAACCCGAUACAACUCUAUGGCAUCACUAUGGCGCUGGUAGUCGAUGUGAUAAAACAGGCAAUCUUCGUGAAACCGAUGUCAAGUUGAUGUGUGUAGCAUCAUCUUCAAUGUCAUCGGUUUCCAUGUAUUUGCUUGAACCAAAAACAUGUCAGUAUAUUUUGGUAGUUGAAUCACCAAUGGUUUGUCCAUUAAUUCCAAUGGUCGAUGAGGAUGGUUUAAUUUCGAAACCUGGUUUCCAAAAGUUUUUGGAUGUUAUGAUGACUAAGCUUAAAGAUGAAGAAGAUGGCGAAGAAAGCGAAGCCGAAAAUGAUGAGAAGAAAACUGAAGAAAGUGAGGGUUAUAUAUCUGUUCUGACAGAAGAUACACCACCAGAAGAAGGAACAAAUGCUAUUUUUGGCGUUUAGAAUAAGUAUUUUAAUCAGUUUAGAUCAAUGUAAAUUUCUGUGAACUAUUUAAAUACACUUUUUUGUAAAAAAUAUAA